Molecule: messenger RNA, 2034 nt
Organism: Menidia menidia (Atlantic silverside)
Lineage: Eukaryota; Metazoa; Chordata; Actinopteri; Atheriniformes; Atherinopsidae
Source: the annotation of a GenBank genome assembly
AUGAUUUCUCGAUACAGCAGGAAACCCGUGUCGCACAAACUUGAGAUUCGUGGGUUGUCUCGAAGCAGCCUCGAUCACCAUCCUCUCCCAGAAGAAGCAGAUGAUAAUGAAACCCCUCAGCACUACCUCCACCACCUGCAGGAAGCUGUCUCUGCACACAACAGUUCUCAGACGUCUGCGGCUUCAACUCACUCUGAGUGCCCCACCGUCAUCUCAGUAGACUCCAACCAGUCGUGGUCAGGCAUCCACAGCUCCACGGGCACAGGCAUCUCCACAGAGAGGAGCUCUGUUUUCUCCUGGGGCUACGAUGAGUUUGACAAGGCAGCGUCACGGCAGGUGCAGCAAAUGUUUGAGGAGAUCGACAGAGAGCUGUACGAGGGGAGAGGCAGUGGGGGAGGGAUCCUCCAAGGGCUGCAGGAUGAAUGUCAGCAGUGGACCUCACGCUUCCCACAUCUACGGAUUUCGGGGACUCAGCUGCUUUGCCCCACUGACGAGGGCUUCCAGUGGUAUGCUACUUCAGAGACAGACACCCAGUCAGCAAGCAAAGAAAUCACAGUGAAAUCCCAAGAGAAAGAUAAGAGUGGUGCAGAGUUGAAUGUGCAGGGCAGGAGAGCUGCCCUGAUCAGGUCCACCUCUGCAGAGCUGGACGGCCCCCCUAAUAACUCCUGUGGCUCCAGCAGCCACGACAAGCCACGGGUUAUUGAAGUAGAGGGUCUGAUGGAGGAGUACCUGGCUUUUGACAGCAGAGACCUAGAUGAUGAGUGCGACGAAGACUGCUCGGACUCGGUUCGGAGGCAUCACUGUUUGCCUCCUGUCUCACCAUACCGCUGUCGCCGACAAGCUGUUCUCGACUUGCUGUUUGACGAUGUGUGGCAGGAGCUGGUCGGUUGGAUGAAAGAGCUGGUCCAACGCCACUGGGAAUGCUGCACCUCAAAUGAUGAAACGAUUUCUGGAUCCCUGAGCCCUGUGCUGUCAGACUCCCAGAAUCCUUUUAUGCUGCUCUCCUCACUGCCCACAAUGCUGCCCAAGCUUGGCCAGAGCCGGGUUCCCCAGCUCACAGCCGGCCCGCAGUUCCAGAACACAAAGUCAAGUGGCUCAAAGCACAAGUCCAGGCGGAAAUCCAAAAAGCAGAAAAAGCCUUCCAGUGCUGGUAGGGGACCUGUGGGAGCAGCAGCAACUCAGCACAACUUGAACGACCUUAUUGUGAUCCACAGCAUCCCCCUGCAGCAGAGGAACCUGGGCGUGCUGGAAAAAAGCCAGGAGCCAGAAGAGCGUGUGUCCCACCGGCCAGGAUCCAGCGUGGUCUCUUCCAGCAAACCUCGCCCUCGCCGGGCCCUGGAGCAGAGCUUUUCCUCCCUUUCCCGCCCGGCGCAGUCGGCUCGGCGCAGAAACCCUCCUCGAACGCUCCUGCCACUGGUUCCCAGCUCCAGUCAGUCCAGCACAGGAGUCUACCUGGACGAGGUCAUCCGUGGGACACGCCUACCGACAGCCAGUGACAGUCAGACGCCUCCAUUGUUGCCCCUUAGCAGAAACACACUCCUCCCUCCCAUUGGCACAGGGGACUCGGAGCCCUCCCACACUGGUCAGCAGUCUAGAUAUGGACAGCGUCAGAAAGGCCCAUCCAGCCGUGCCCACAGUGCUAUAAACGACGAGGCUGGCAGUUCAAUACCCAGAGAUCGCCAUCUCCUGCUGGACGUCUUCUCUCGCCCCAACACAACUCACACAUACAGGUCAGACACUCCGUACCGACGUUCCUUCACAAUACUGGACAACAUCGGCCAAGGUCGGCCAGGCAGAGCCUCUGUGGGCACAGACUCUUUGGGAAUUGGUGUGACUGGCAUCAGUCUUGGCAUCAGCAGUUCCUCUUUCUUGGACUCAUUUGCUCACCACCCGCUGGGACACUUGCCCAUCAAAGAUGAAGAGGAGCCAGACCCACAGGGCUCCAUCCCAGCUUCUCUGGUGCCUGCAUCAGUCCCACCUCGGUCCUACACCCGCGGAGGCAUCUCAUCUCGAGCCAGCAAACCUGGCUUGUAG